Molecule: messenger RNA, 5549 nt
Organism: Bombyx mandarina (wild silkworm)
Lineage: Eukaryota; Metazoa; Arthropoda; Insecta; Lepidoptera; Bombycidae
Gene: DNApol-zeta
Product: DNA polymerase zeta catalytic subunit
Biological process (GO): double-strand break repair via homologous recombination; error-prone translesion synthesis
Cellular component (GO): zeta DNA polymerase complex; nucleus
Molecular function (GO): nucleotide binding; DNA-directed DNA polymerase activity; DNA binding
Source: RefSeq, a predicted model, not a curated record
AUGAGUUCAUUGCAGUUAAGUCACCAUAAUCCGGAGUUUUCAGUGCGCAUUGUCGUAUGUGAUCAUUAUAUGACGAAACCAACUGCAGGUGUGGAUGUUACUUAUUCAGAAUUCAGAGGAACUGACAUCAAACAGGUACCAGUUCUCAGAAUAUUUGGACCAGCAAAAGAUGGGUACAAGGCCUGUUUACAUAUUCAUGGGGUAUUUCCCUACUUCUACAUACCAUGUCCAAGUCAAAAUCCAGAGCCGCAACUUUUGUAUCAGAUAGCAGCAAGUUUGGAUAAAGCUUUAAAUAUAGCCAUGAAACAGGCAACAUCUUCCAAUCAACAUGUUUACAAAAUAUCACUAGUCAAAGGCUUACCUUUUUACGGAUACCAUGAUAAAGAGCAUUUAUAUCUGAAAGUUUUUCUGUACAGCCCUGGGUUAAUAAAGCAAGCAGUUGAACUCUUCAGUUCUGGGGCUAUUUUAGGCCAGACAUUUCAACCUCACGAAUCACAUCUAAACUUCACAUUACAAUUCUUUAUAGAUUUCAAUCUUUUCGGAAUGAGCGACAUUGAUUUGCAGAGCGUACAAUUCCGAAAAUCUGGUCUUUCUCAAAAGAGCAAUGAAGUGUUAUUUGAUACAAAAGAAAAUACUUUAACGUCGGAAAGCAGUUGCCAUUACGAAGCUGACUGUAUGGCUUCUCAUAUUAUUAACCGACAACGAAUAGGUAAAGGAGAUGGUAUAGAAAAUCCAGGAUUAGAAGAAGUUUGGAACCAAGAGUUGGAAAGGCGGAAACAAUUAAAUAUGUCUUUAGCCUCAAAGUCACUCUCUCAAGGUCUUACUUCUUUAAAACAAGUAGAGACAGAUUCACACUACAAAUUCGAAAAUAUAUUUGCCGUAAAAUUAUCAAAUAAAAUUGAUAAGCCUGUUCUUCUAGAGCACGCUUAUUAUCCAGCUGAGACUCUAGGAGAUACGCAGCUGUUUAAAGCAGUUGAUGUAUCAAUACAUCUGCCUAGUAAAGACUUAGAUUUGACCUUAAAUAGAACGACAAAAAUGAAUUUAAAUGAACACGAGGAAGAAGAUUUGGAUACCACCAUUGUCGAUGAAAAUUUAGUCCUAAACAGUUCCAUGUCUUUACAAUACAGUCAAGUUUUGUUAAACAGUGAAGAUAUGGAAUUAAUUGAUAUGUUGCAUGAUAUGGACCAACAACGUGUUGAGGAAGACAGCAUCAUGGGGACUCCAGCAAACCAAGAUCAAGAAGUUGAUGUCGAAUUAGAUGAUGCAGAAUACUCUAGGAUAUUUAAUGAUGAUUCUGUUUGUCAUGAUCAAAAUGAAAGUGAAAAUAAUGGCAGUCCUUUGUCUUGGCACGACUCUUUCUGGGAUGGAGCUAAUAUUCCACAAUUAGACGGCACAUUCGACAACGACCAUGUCACAAAAGUUCGGAAAAAAAGAAGACGAACUCUUCAAUUAGGGUUAUCUAGGCCAAAGAAAAAAAACGAAAGGGUAAAUAAUCCAACAAAUACAGAUUCUAAUAUGGACACUAGUGAAAUAGACGAGAUAAAUGUUUCCAGAGAAACUGCUGAUGGUGAUGUAUGUAUCUCAGAACUAGUAAGGGCUAGCAAAAUUUCAAAAACGUCAAUAGAAAACACUGAAAUGAAAUCAGAAGAAACAAUCAUAGAUGCAGUGUCUAGAAUAACGGCUAAGCAAAAUAUUGUCAAGCUGAUGAAUAAAUCUGAAAUUUAUGAUUUACAAAACAAAUUCGUACCAACAGCAGGUCCCUCUAAUAAACCCGUUGAUUGUGACAACACGGAAAUGGGUAAUUCAUCAAAUAACGAAUUAGAAUUAUCACCUGAUGGUAAUGAACUAGGUAUAGUUAGCUUUUAUAAUGCAUCUAAAAUGUUUGACGAUUCUUUUAAUCAAACAUUUUUACAAGAACAGACAAAUUGUGAUGACUGUUCUGAUAUUAUUGCAAAUGAAUAUGAAAAACAAGAAGACUAUGACAAAUUUAAAGAUACGGAACUAAAAUUAGAUGUAUCAGUAAACGAAAAACUAGACACUGGCAUUAAAAUUUUUACUCCAACCGUAAAGCCACCAACUAAAAAUGAAAUGGAAGCUAAAUAUAAAAUCCCAAAAACAAAACAGGUUCAACCAUUUUUUUCUGAUUAUAAAGAUGUUGGAGAUAAAGUAGAAAUCGGCCAAUUGGUUUUAAAAUUGCACAGUAAUUUGUCACGCGAUCAAAAACCGUUUGAAAAAGUAUUGGAAACUGAAAGCAUUGAAAAUUGGAGACAACUAUUAUUUCUACAAAAGUAUGCAACACAAGACGACUACAAACCAGACACGCUGAGAACAUUGUUAGCAGGAAAUUCAAGAUAUGUUAUACAGCCUGUUGUGAGACCUCCAACGAGUGAGCAAGUAAAGAAAUGGAUAAAUGAACAAAAAGCUCUCCAACUAUUGUCACAAUUUAGCUCAGAACAAGCAAUUUCCAAAAACAUGGAUGAUUUCAAUAAUUCUCAAGCUUUAGGUUUAAAUGAAGAUGAAAUUAACAGUAGUAUCGUAAGCGUCGAAAAUUGCGAAAGUGGAAAACCAGAUAACAGUUUUCAAAUAACAUUAAAUACUGACGGAUCUUUCCUUUGCUUUGGAAAUACUGAUAACUGUAAAGAUAAUAAUUCCUGCGAAGUAGCCACAGUGAACGCGGACUUUCUCACUUCAAUGGUUAUUGAAGUCCACACUUCUGUGAGAGGUGAUAUGCAUCCAGAUCCGGCGGUAGAUCCAAUAAAAGCCGUGUUUUACUCUGUUAUCAAUGACUGCCCGAAUAAUCAUUUCCUAAAAAAAUCUUUAACGGGAAUCAUUGUGGUCGAUUCAAGUUCCCGAAAAUAUUUAGAUGGGUGCGUAUUCAAUGUUCCUGUAAUCUACAUUAGUAAUGAAAUUGAAGCCAUCGAUGAAGUAAUUAAAUUAGUAAACCUACAUGAUCCAGACAUAAUGUGCGGUUAUGAAAUAGAAAUGAAUUCUUGGGGAUACGUAUUGGAAAGAGCCGAGAUUCUUGGGUUGGAUGUUUUAAAAGAUUUAUCUAGAAUUACCGAGAAGAACAGACAAAAACGUUGGAUGAAAAAUGAAUCCGAUUACGAAGGUAGAAUUAUUGGGAGAGUUAUAUUCAAUGUGUGGCGUUUGUUUCGUCACGAACUGGCAUUAUCAAGCUACAGUUUCGAGAAUUGUAUGUACGAAGUAUUGAAUGAACGAGUACCGUCAUACAGCUAUGCGCAAUUGUCGGAUUGGUGGUGCGACGAAUCGAAAAUGCUAAGAUGGAUUCCCGUCGAGUACUAUUUGACCAAACUAUCGGGUACAGUCAGAAUGCUACAGAAAUUGGAUAUCAUAAAUAGAACGUCGGAACUGGCCAGAUUGUUUGGUCUGCAGUGGUGGGAAGUUUUGUCCAGAGGAUCACAGUUCCGUGUCGAAUCUCUGAUGCUGCGAGCGGCCAGACCUCUCAAUCUUAUUGCUCUAUCCCCAACUAUAAAACAGAGAUCUACCAUGCGAGCCCCUGAAACUUUGCCUCUUAUAUUUGAACCGGAAUCUCGAUUCUACUCGGAUCCAGUGAUUGUCCUAGAUUUUCAGAGUCUGUAUCCUUCGAUGAUGAUUGCCUACAACUAUUGCUUCUCAACGUGUAUCGGUCGCGUGCAGAAUAUUAAUGGCGAAACGGCCUAUGAGUUCGGGGCAUGGCGCUUAAGGAUUCCUAGAUCAAAGUUAGAAGCUCUUGUUAAAAACUCCCUAAUACAUUGGUCGCCGGUUGGGAUUGGAUUUGUUAAAACGUCGGUUCGGAGAGGCGUACUGCCAGCGCUUUUGAGGAGAAUACUCGCUGCAAGACAAGCAGUUAAGAAAAGUAUGAAAAUGCAGAAAGAUGAGGCAGUAAAGAAAGCGAUGCAUUCCAGACAAUUAGGUUUAAAAUUAAUAGCCAACGUGACAUACGGAUAUACAGCUGCGAACUUCAGUGGACGUAUGCCUUGCGUGGAAGUCGCCGAUAGUGUGGUGGCUAAAGGCAGAGAAACGCUUGAAAGAGCCAUAAAAUUAGUUCGGGAAAAUACUACUUGGAAUGCCAAGGUUAUAUACGGUGACACUGAUUCAAUGUUCGUGUUGGUGCCCGGCAGGAGUCGUUUAGAAGCAUUCGAAAUCGGUCAGCAGAUAGCCGAUGCUGUGACUGCAGAUAACCCUCCACCAGUUGCACUUAAAUUAGAAAAGGUAUAUCAACCGUGCAUUCUGCAAACGAAAAAACGCUACGUUGGCUUUAUGUUCGAGAGUCCCGAUCAAGAGAAACCCACGUAUGAAGCAAAAGGAAUAGAAACAGUCCGAAGAGACGGCUGUCCCGCUGGAGUAAAGCUUCUACGUCAAUCCUUGUGUGAAUUAUUUACCCAUGGCGAUAUGUCGGUGGUGAAACGUCUAGUGAAGGCCACGCUGUCCCGUCUGGCGGAGACCUCGCUCCCGGUACACGAACUCUUCUUUACGCGCGAAUACCACGGACAGGCUGGGUACAGGCCUGGAGCUUCUGCGCCGCCAAACGAAAUUGCGAAACGUAUAGCUAUGAAAGACCGUCGUGCGAUACCAAGGACAGGCUGGCGGGUAUCCUGGCUAGUUACGUGCGGAGCGCCCGGCGUGCCGCUGGUGCGCUUGGCUCGUACUCCGCAGGAGCUGACCCGCGAUCGCUCGUUACGACCCCACGUGGCGUACUACGCGACUCGCGUACUCCUGCCGCCCCUACAUCGCUGUCUAUCGCUCUUGGGCGUUGAUGUAUUUAAAUGGUGGAACGAGCUUGGCUACAACCGCACAGCGCAACAACGAGAGCAGACGCAGUCCGGUGGCAUCGCGAAGUACAUGUCCCGCGAGCGGUGCGCGGUGUGCGGCGUGCGCACCAACGUCCGCAGCGCCGUGUGCCCGCAGUGUGCGCACACGCAGCGCGCCUGCGUCGUGCUACAGACACGUGCGAACAACGCUGCCACCUACUUAGACUCCUGUUACUCGAUAUGUAGUUCCUGUUGUGGCCACACCGACACUGAGAAAUGUCAAAAUGUGGAAUGUCCAGUUCUUUGGCGACGUUCAAGCGCAUGUGAAAGAUAUUCUCAAAUGACGGAAUUGCUAACUCAUUUACCAUGAAACAAUAUAAACCAAUAAUUAUGAUUCUCAACAUGAUAUUAUUUAUACAAAUAUGAUAUUGUACACAAAUAUUUGAUAGUAACGAUAAUUUUUAUUAUUUAUUUAUCUAUGUUUCUUGACUUUUCCGCCAUAUGAUAUUUAUGUGUGCAAGAGUAUGUAUUGAGGUUCGAGCAGAAGAGUAUAAUAUGCAGUGUACGGCCGGUGUUUAUUUUUUAUUGAAAGUAUUAUCUUUGGUUUUCGGGCCGUUGACAUCAUUAAAUGCACUUUUAUGGUUGAUCUCGCAUUUUUACUGUCAUUAUAUUAUUUCCGACAUUUCUAAUAGGUACUUGACAGUUUUAGAGAUCACGCUCGUAAACCGUAAAACUAGUUUUUGCUGUAAUGUAGUUACCAAUUAUCAGUUUAUAUUUGUAUUAAAUUAUUUUUUCUCA